Messenger RNA from Galleria mellonella (greater wax moth), 7537 nucleotides. It is a transcript of the gene sigmar, whose product is annotated as tumor necrosis factor alpha-induced protein 8-like protein. The coding region runs from base 427 to 1002 and encodes 191 amino acids. The transcript is spliced from 6 exons. Gene Ontology annotation, cellular component: cytoplasm. NCBI's taxonomy places the organism in Eukaryota, Metazoa, Arthropoda, Insecta, Lepidoptera, Pyralidae. Gene Ontology annotation, biological process: regulation of apoptotic process. The record is from RefSeq and is a predicted model, not a curated record.
UAACUUCCGGACAAUUGUCGGGCGGACGAUACGUCGGGUCGUCUACUUUAGAGAUCCAAUCAAAUCAUUCGUUUCGUGAAUGUAUGUGGGCGAUAUCAAAACAUUGUCAGCGUUUAUAAAUAUUGCGCGAUUUAUUUACAAAAUUUAAAACCUUGAUAAUAUUGACUGAAAAUCAAUGGCUUAUAAUUUUAUUAUAUUUAAUAGAGGUGUCUAGUGUAAGAUUACAGUGUAAUUUGAGAGAAACGUUUGACUUUUCUUUGACUGUGGGUGAUUAAUAAAUUUCUGUGGUUAAAAUGACCGCUUCUACGAUGAUUGAAUUGGAGUCCUGGAUAAUCUACCAAUGUGUCCUCAAUGAGUGUCAUGUCUCCAGCUGAGCUGGAGAUAUAGCAAGUUUUGUUUAGUUCCAGUUUUUUUUUUAAUUUCUUCAUGGUGUCUACUUCAAUGGAAGGCGGUGCGUGGUGCGCGCGCGAUAUCUCGUUGCGCGCACAGAAGAAGUUCCUGUCGAGGGUGGGCGGCGUCGCCAGCGCGCGGGCCCUUGUUCUCGACGAACACGCCGCCAAGCUCCUCGAUCAGUUCUUAACGGUUCUUCGCGAGCGUCUGGAGAAGCGAGAAGCGGAGAAGUUGGUGAAGCAUGUAAUCAAAGCGGCAGUGAAGCUGGGGGUACUGCGGCGGCACGGACAUCUCUCCCCCGCUGACGAUAGAGCACUCGCUGCAUUCCGCUCAAAGUUUCAUACUGUGCUGAUGGCCGUAGUAUCGUUCUGCGAGGUGGACUUCUCAUACGACCGCGGAUUCUUACAGGAUGCGCUGCGUGAAUCGCACCAGUCACUAAAAUCGGUGGUGGAGCGACACCUGUCGGACAAAUCUGUGUCGCGGCUGGCUGGCGUGUUCGCACUAGUUAGUCGCGCCGAACUACUAGACUCUCUGUUCGCGGGCGCCGUAUCAGCCGACGUCCAAGCUCUCGCCCGCCUUCUCCGUCGCGAGCUCGACCGCGGCCUUCUUUAAGGUGCGUCUCACACUAUCAGAGACCAUUCUUACUCUUCUUACCUUCGUGACUAUGUUCACAACGUUAUCUCCACAAAUGGAGAUUUGUUCACUUAGUAGUUGAGAGAGGUACUGCUUGGCACCAACACUUGGUGUCGGCGUGCCCUGUUCGGCAACCGUCGACGUUUCACCCGUGUUGCACUGUUUUGGAAAUAUUGGAUUGAACGAAUGAGCUCGUGUAUCGUGUUUGGACUUUGUAAUUUAUUUCUUCGUGUAUUUCCAAAGAGUCGGAAAUAAUCUGUUUCUUUUUCUUGUAUACAAAUAUUAUGUGCAAUCAAACGAGACUUAAGUUUUAAACUAGUGCUUCUAUUUCUUUUUUUUUUUUCAUCUGUCGCACGUAUUUCACUGAUGUGAUCACGUAAUUUCCUAGAUUGGUGUUUUAUAUGUAUAGAUUGAAUCGAUAUUAGCUCUCUCAGAUUUUACUCGUAAUUAUUAUAUUUAUGGUUAAUUUAAGUUGAAUUUUAAUUCAAAAUAUUGUCAAAUGAAACUUGCUUUUUUGAAAGAAUUUAAUUACAUUUGACAAUAUAUUGAUAAAAACAUGUAUUAUUAUAUAAAGUACUCUGAAAUGUUUUUCUAAAAGGUCUGUAUGGAUAGAUGUCAUUAAGACAACGUAUUGGAUUGGAUAAUAACAGUUAAAAUAAACUGUUAUAUAUCGGUUUUAAGAGCUUUAUUCACUAUAAUGAUCGACUGGCUGUUAUAUCAUAAGUGUAAAUUAAUUGUAACCGUUCAUUUAAAAAUAACAGUAGAAUAAUGUCAGAACAAACUGGUUAGUUAAGUUUUUCUAAUCUUAAAUUUAUAUUUAAUUGAGUCAUUAAGCGCAGAUUACUACAUGUUAUAAAUGGUAAAGACUAACACAAAAAUACUCAUAAAAAUUAAUCUCCUAUUGAAGUUAUAAUGAUUUUUUUUUUUAUAAAUCAAUAUUACUGCCUCUUUUUUAUAACUGCAUUUAAUUUAUACGUAAUUUUCAAUUUGUUGCAUCAAGUUUUAAUAAAUCAUAUUGGUUUGUAAGCACUGUAUGACAACAUGUUGUAUGAUUUAUAAAAUUAUAUAAGUUAAUAUUUAUUUAUUAAUUAUCCUUAAAUAAAACCUAUAAAUAUGAUGUUUGUGUAAUAACAUUUAACACGCUAAUUCUUAUUCGUCGUUAUAACACAAUGACACAAAUUUUGAGUCUGUAUAAAUUUGAAUUUGAAUAAAAUGCAUUAUUUUAGGAUGAUUCGGAGAUUUAGAUAAAAUUUUUAGUGUUUAUAUUUCUAUUCUAGUAUUUGAACACUUAAAUCAUUCAACAUGAAAAACAUAUGUUUCUGUCUUCAAGUAAAGUUCCAUUAACAUUGAACUUCGAUUGUAAGUUUUGUUAAUACGCUGAUAUGCUAAUCAUUUGGCGUGAAUUUACUGGGUACAGAGGAAUAACACCUGAGUCCUCAGGAAUGGCAACGCAUGGGGGGUAUCAUGGGCGAAACAGUAUACUCUGUUAUGUCCAUAGUACUGCUCAUGUCUAUAGGCGACGGUUACCACUUUCCAUCAGGUGGGCCAUCAGAUUGUUUGCCAUUCUAAGUUGUAUAAAAAAAAAUUAAUAAAAUCCAUAUUCAGUUGUAUUUUUGUUACUUCAAUUAAUAAAUAAUGAAAUUAUAUUGUUAUCCAUAUGAAUCUGAAAUGUCAGUAAUUUUCAAGCGACUUUGUGUGGAGACCAAAUUUAAACGUGUUCUAAUCGUUUCAUGAUUGGCUAUUGAAUUCUAAUAAUUUAUCGUUACAUUUCAUAAUUAACCAUUACAUUCUAAUAGUUUAUCGUUAAGUUUCAUGAUUAACUAUUAUUACAUUAUAAUAAUUUAUUGUCACAUUUCAUGAUUAACCAUUGAAUUCUAGUAAUUUAUCGUCACGUUUCAUGAUUAACCAUUGGAUCUUAAUAAUUUAUCGUCAUAUAACAUAAUUUUGUCGUCACGGUAAUGUUUAUACCAAAAUUGGGGACGUAUACUAAAAAUUAAAAUCGUGUCAUGCUACGAUAAGUUAUAAAACUGUACAUCAGCGGCUAGACAAAAAUUUACUUUUUUCAGCUAAGAUUUAUCACUUCACUAAUUCUAUCCCGCGACUUCGUCCGCGUGAAUCAGUAUAUGAAAUAUAUCCUAUUUUCUAAGUUAGUCUAAUUUAAAUUUCAUUAAAAUCUGUUUAAUAGUCUUUGCUUGAAAGAUUAACAAACAAUUUCACGUUUAUAAUAUUAGUAAGAUUGCCACACAAAAUGUGUAAGUUUCUCUUUAGUAAUAACGUAUGUGACGAAAUAAGUCUGUUUUUUUCUCUUUCUCUUUUAUAAUAUGCUUUUUUUUCUCUAAUUAUUAAAAAAAAAACAGUGUUGAAUGUUCUAAAAUGGUAUAAAGAAAUCGUAUGUAAGGAUAUCACAUAACUAAUUUGUCUUUGGUAGUUAUUAGGCAAGUAGGUUAUCACCCUACUGUGCCUUACUCUAUUACUAUAUUAAUGAAUAAGUCCUUGUAUUUAUAUAAAUAUAACUGUCGUUAUAGAAAUUGCAUUUUUACAACUAGCCGUAUUUUUGCCAGUAUUUCACACUAUUUAGUUAAUUAGAUGAAUAGUUUUAUGAUCUAUUCGAUAAACAUACAUACAUACAGCCUAUGUCGGUCGGUAUAAGUCUCUUGCCUCAUUUUUUCUACGUUCUAUAUUGUAUAUUUUGUAUUUAUAAUGGAAAAAAAUAAUAAUGAUAAUGCAUUUAAUAGUUGUAAAUAUCACAAUGUUUUCAAAUAGAAUUGACAGAAAAAGACAGUUACCAAUAGUUAGUGAUACACCAAAAUAUAAUGUAAUAACACGACGAGUUAUUUUUUAUUGAUAAAAUAAUAAAAUUAAAUCAUAUACUCGUAGAUAUUAAUAACCUAAGAUUUCAUUAUAAAAAAUGAUUUUUUUGUAAGUAUCUGUAAUUCUUAUAUGUGGUAUAUAGGUGUUCUUUUUUACACAUUUCGAACUGUCAUAUGAAAUUUUAAUUUAAAAACAAAAUAAAAUGACUGCAAAAAGAAAAUAUCUUUGUAGUAUCUUUAUGUUAAUUUUCAUUGUAUUAACUCUAUAAACCACCAUACGAUAGUUAUAACUGCGUAUUUGAAUUUAUACAGAACUACUUCGGACCAAAUACAUUAAUGUCUACAAAGUUCAAACAUAUCUGAACUGAAAAUUCAUAUCUCUGUCUUUAUUAGCAAUAAACGGUGUUAGUACAUAGUUUAUAUAUUGUUUUGUAAACUUUAAUCUAAGUAAUUGUAGCGUUAGUAAAGGGACUAAUUUUCUAUUACAUUAUCCAUUGUGUACAAACGAAGGACUUCAAUUAUUGUGAUUCCAUAAUUGAAGUCCUUCGUUUCGAAUUAAUUAGAAUGGAAAUAGAUACAGUGAUAGAUUAAACAAUUAAAGUAGUUGACUCACAAUGUAAAAAUAUAUAUUUAAUGGUGUUCUGAUAAAUAUUAAGAUGAAAUCAAUAUUAACUUUUUAAGCAACUUUAAAACAGGAGGAGGCUCUCGAUUUGGUUAUAAUUUUCUAUGUUUGUUACCUCAUAUCUUCGUUAUUUAUAAACAGAUUUAGAUUUUUCUAAAAUGUAUCAAAAUCGGGUCAGUAAUUUAAUUUUUAAAUCAAAUUAACUGUUUGUGCCACGAUGGAAGUCAGUGUUUUUUAUGUGAAGCAAAAUCUGAAAUUAUAAGUGUGUUUUCCAGUAAGACUGAAGAUUUACCUUGUUCUCUACCAUAAUAUUGGUGAUUUCUAUUGCACCCUGUAUAAUAUAAUGGAAAAAUAGUCCCAAAUUUUCACUGUACUACGCACAUUAUAAAUUCUUGCCUAAUAUUCUCACUGUUUACUGUUACAUAAGUUAACUUCGAUGUUAGGGUGUUUACACCAUUACGUGUUUUUAAAAGGAGUAACCAUGGACUAACACAAUACCUAAUGAGUGAUAACAUCAUCUGUUGUCAUUAACGAGGACCGUCUUGAGUAUGAUUACUUAAUUUAAACUCAUUAUUUACUUAAUUAUCGUCAAAUGGAUUUAUCGGUUUGCCAGUCAAGCUGUUCUCUUCCCCAUUCAAAGGUUGCCUGUAAACUUUUCUUAUAAUUGACUGUAUUUAUAAUAAUUUUACUAAUACUUACUUUACUACUUACUUUGUAAUCUAUUGAAAAAAACAAUAAAGAGUAUCUAUCUAUCUUUCUACCCAAUUUGACUUUACAAAUAUAAAAAAAAAAAACACUCAGGAACGGCGUAAAAAGUUUUGCAUGGAUGCACAACGUGCUCGUGACGUCACUAGUAUUAUAGGCAUUCAUAAGUUACCGUAUAAUCGGUCAAAUGCUAGUUUUCAACUGUCGUUGUGUAACAAACUGGAUUGUGAUUAAUUAAUAGGCAUUCACAGUUUACGUUUAGAACAUACGCAGAAGAAUUGACAGUUAAAAAUGUUGUUAUAAACAUGGCUACUCCUUAUGCGAUGAAUGUCUCUAGACAAACAUCUGAUUAUACCAAAGGUCACCCCAUCAAGAUACGAAUACUGAUGGUGUAUUUCAUUUUCUAAGUUCUUUUCAUUUAAAUAAAUCGCAAAUAUACUAAUGUUUGUAUCUUACCUCCUCUAUUUUCACUUCACAAAACUUCUAAGAUUAAACUUCCCAAUAUAUAUUUUCUGCUUCUAUGGAUACUAUGGACAACGAAAUGAAAGUAGCACGUGGUUUUGCUCCCCAGUAUACCAAUUUCAUAGAUGUACAAUUACUGAAAUUUAAAUAUAUUCCACUUGUGAAACUUCGAUAUCGGAAGGGGUGAUCGGUGGUUUAGACGAAAUAAAUGACGUCCAAAGUAGAGAUUGUAUUAAAAGACAAUAUAAUUGUGUAAUGUAAUGUUAAUUUUGUGAAGAAUCUCUAGACGAUGUUCUAUGUGUGAUUUACCUGCGAGUGUUCAACACCGUCGAGUGUCGGAUCAAAUUUUAUACAGCCUCUUUGAACAAAAUCUUUUCAUGAUUUUGGCUAGUAGGAAAAUCCAAACUGUAUGGGAUUGCUAUUUGCAUUUUUUGUGUGGGUAUGUGGUAAUUUAUAAGUUUAUACACGCUGUCUGGCACACACACACGUAAUGGCUAGUCAGUAACGCAGGAGCCGUGGGCGAGUGCGGACGUUCAUCAUUGUUUUGUGCGAUGUGUGAUAGAGACAGCGUAUGAGAUUAGAUUUAAUAUCUAUCCAUGACAUUAACGUUUUAUUAUUGAGCAUUAGUUUAGUCUUUCUUUAGGUAAGACCAAGAUAAUAAUCUUCAGCGUAGGUUAAGCGACUUGGUAUAGAAUUUUAUCUUGGGUUUUAUUUUAUCUUGCAUAAGUAUUGUGUUCUAUGACACUAGUGGAAUGUUAUUCUGUCACCACCUGAAAAUAUUGGGUAACACUAAGUUGCUAUUCUCAUACAUUUGGAGUUUUCUAUUAGCGACACUCUCUCUAUGGGGCAGUAUUUAGAACGUACAACGUGCAUACGAUUCGUUUUUACUUAUCAGUAGAUAGAAGUGUAACAGGCUUUCGUAGAUGAUGCCCAAAAUCGUAUGUAAAAAAUACUGAGAUGUCUUUUGUAUUUAUUUAGGAUUAAAACUAAGUCAAUCAUGACAAACAAAUGGAUUUGUUAUUUAGCUAACAUUUCGUAGACUGAAUGCGUUGAGUUAACUACAAAAAAAAAAAAAAUUGAAAUUCGUCAUAUCCAAGGUCAAGAAGCCAGAAUGUUUACCACACCGUUAUUUGUAUUAACUUGAAUUUUAUACAUAUUACACUCAAUUGUGGUGUAAUUAAUUGUAAACAUUUUUACAAUGUCAAAUACCAAAGCAAUUAUUUUACCAUCUGUUACAGAAGCGGCAUUGUAGAUAAUAUUUUAACAAUUUUAAUAAUUGUAACUUAAAGAAAAUAUGUCACUGUAACUUAAUGAAAAUAUGUCAGCCCUUGAAGACAAGUGGUAAAUGAAUUUAACGAAUUUAUCGGUAGAUACAUUGUGGUGUCGCGUGAAUGAGAAAUAACAAGACUGCUGUCUCGUUUUGUCUCAAAAGAUCUCUAAUCGAUAAAUCGACCGCCACUUGUCUAUAAGUGGCUUAAUUUCUUCUUUAAACUGAUUUCUAUCAAUUUUUAUAUUCCUUCUUUUACUUUAAAUGCAUUGGUGUAUUUAAGAUUAUUUAGGAGGGCAGGGCCCUUUAAAAUGGUCUCUUAAACAUGUCUUUGAGCAAAGUCUUUUCGCUCACUUCCUGGUGGGCACCAGAAUAAUCUGAGGUGGGCACCCUACUCCAUCUUAAAUGCGCCUAUGUUUAAAUGUAAUAUCUUUUUUAGUCGAGUUAGAUAGUCGGAGAAACUCGUAAGCCUGUUAUAAUAUAAUAAGCACAGAAACACGUGACAUUUUGCAUAGACACCGGGUAGACGGGCUAAUUUCCUGUUCGUGCAUCGAAGUAAGCCCUACACGCCCGCUGUAGUGUAUAAUAUAUUUAUUAAGCCUGUGGUAUAUGUAUUAAGAUUUGAUAUCAAAUAUACAAUUGAUAAAA